Molecule: messenger RNA, 2591 nt
Organism: Daucus carota subsp. sativus
Lineage: Eukaryota; Viridiplantae; Streptophyta; Magnoliopsida; Apiales; Apiaceae
Product: vacuolar-sorting receptor 3
Exons: 12
Coding region: 301-2181 (626 amino acids)
Molecular function (GO): calcium ion binding
Source: RefSeq, a predicted model, not a curated record
AGAGUAGAUAGAUGACAAAGCAAGUCAACUGCUCUGAUGGCUGCAACUGAGUAUUAAAUACAUAAAUCUAAACAUAAAUCUUUUCCUUUACAAAACGAGGGUUAAUUAGUUCACUUAUCUUAAUAUCCGAAAAAUUGAUUGCUCUAUUUUUAAGGGUUAAGUAAAUAAAUCUCAGAUUCACAGUCACUUUCAACACACACUUGUUGUCUUCGAUCACACAACAAACCCAAAUCAACUACUGUAUACUCCCAAGAUUUCCACCGAAAAAACCCACUUUCUAUCUGUAUCUAUUUUGCUGAGAUGGGUCUCAAGAUUAAGCUUUUUCUAGGGUUUAUGGUGCUUAAUUUUUGUGAAUCAGUGAUGGGCAAGUUUGUAGUUGAGAAGAAUAGCUUUAGAGUGACAUCUCCAGAUAGUUUAAAGGGGACCCAUGAUAGUGCAAUUGGGAACUUUGGGAUUCCUCAGUAUGGAGGUAGCAUGGCUGGUACUGUUGUGUAUCCUAAAGAUAAUAAGAAAGGGUGCAAGAGUUUUGAUGAUUUUGGGAUUUCUUUCAAAUCCAAGCCUGGGUCUUUGCCUACUUUUGUGUUGGUUGAUCGUGGAGAUUGCUUUUUUGCUCUGAAAGUGUGGAAUGUCCAAAAUGCUGGUGCUUCUGCUGUUCUUGUAGUGGAUGACACGGAGGAACCAUUAAUAACCAUGGACACACCUGAAGAGGAUGUUAAGGCUGCAAAAUAUAUUCAGAACAUCACAAUACCAUCUGCACUACUCGACAAAUCAUUUGGUGAAAAAUUGAAGAAAGUGAUUAGCAAUGGGGAUAUGGUCAACGUUAAUCUUGACUGGAGAGAAUCUGUUCCUCACCCAGAUGACCGUGUGGAGUAUGAGCUUUGGACGAACAGUAAUGAUGAAUGUGGCAUUAAAUGUGAUAUGCUGAUGGACUUUGUUAAAGAUUUCAAGGGCGCUGCCCAGCUGCUUGAAAGAGGCGGCUAUACUCAGUUCACUCCUCAUUACAUAACAUGGUAUUGUCCUAUGGCAUUCACAAUAAGCAAACAGUGCAAAUCCCAGUGCAUAAAUCACGGGAGAUAUUGUGCUCCUGAUCCUGAACAGGAUUUCAGUUCAGGUUAUGACGGAAAAGAUGUGGUUAUUGAAAAUUUAAGACAAUUAUGUGUGUUCAAAGUGGCAAAUGAAAGCCAAACACCUUGGGUCUGGUGGGACUACGUUACUGAUUUUCAAAUUAGAUGUCCCAUGAAGGAGAAAAAGUACAACAAGGAAUGUGCUGACAGUGUUAUCAAAUCCUUGGGGCUUGAUUCCAAAAAGAUUGAGAAGUGUAUGGGGGAUCCAAAUGCUGAUUCUGACAACCCUGUACUGAAAGAAGAGCAAGAUGCUCAAGUCGGGAAAGGGACAAGGGGUGAUGUAACCAUAUUGCCAACCCUUGUUGUCAAUAAUCGACAGUACAGAGGGAAGUUGGCGAAAGGGGCUGUUCUAAAGGCUUUAUGUUCUGGUUUUGAGGAAACAACUGAGCCAGCUGUGUGUUUGAGUGGUGAUGUUGAGACAAAUGAGUGCAUGGAAAAAAAUGGUGGCUGCUGGGAAGAUAAGGCUAGCAACAUCACUGCCUGCAAGGAUACAUUUCGUGGAAGAGUAUGCGAGUGCCCUGUAGUUGACGGCGUGCAGUUUAAGGGUGACGGUUAUAGCUCUUGUGUAGCAAGUGGGCCUGGUCGCUGUAAGGUCAAUAAUGGAGGUUGUUGGCAUGAAACUAAGGGAGGACAUACCUUCUCUGCUUGUUCGGAUAAAGGGGAUGGCAAAUGCGUGUGUCCUCCAGGUUUUAAAGGCGACGGUGUGAAAAGUUGUGUAGAUGUUGAUGAAUGCAAAGAUAAGAAAGCGUGUCAGUGCCCUGAAUGCAGCUGCAAGAAUACCUGGGGUAGCUAUGAAUGCACAUGUUCCGGGGACAAUCUUUACAUCAGGGAGCAUGAUACUUGCAUAAGUACAACUGCAGCCGAAGGAAAGUCUGCAUGGACCGCUGUUUGGGUCAUUCUGAUAGGUUUGGCUAUGGCUGCUGGUGGUGCAUAUAUGGUGUACAAAUAUAGAUUAAGGUCAUACAUGGACUCGGAGAUCAGAGCCAUAAUGGCGCAAUACAUGCCCCUAGACAGUCAAAAUGAAAUUCCAAAUCAUGUCAGCGAUGACCGAGCUUGAAGGAAAUCGACCAAGAGGAAGUCUGAUCAUUUUAUUUAUCAGAACUUUGUUUGAAGCAAGGAGUACACAAGCUAUUUAUGUUCAGAUAAGAAUAUUAAGACCUCUUGCGCCUUUUUAGUAUAUUUUGGACAAUAAAAAAGAUAGAUGCAAAGAAAUUGUCCCAAAAUCUGUGUAGAAUUAGUAAUUACUAUGCCAAGUAAAGGUAGAUUGAAAAAUUAUUGGAUAAAUUCUGGUGUAAUAUUCUUGUACUCUUUUGGUUGUAUUCUUACCACAAUUGUUCUCUCCACUUUUUAUGGAUGAUAGGGUAGGCUGACUUUCUUCUGAGCUAGCUAAUUUGUAUUGGUAUAUGGCACUUCACAAUAAUGAACUCCUGGAACAGUUUCUCUAUUUAUUAUAUUUUUCUUUCCCGA